This is a messenger RNA of Haemonchus placei, 774 nucleotides long. The record is from the annotation of a GenBank genome assembly. NCBI's taxonomy places the organism in Eukaryota, Metazoa, Nematoda, Chromadorea, Rhabditida, Trichostrongylidae.
AUGCUUCGAUCGAUUCUUGGCCUUCUUGCGGUUGGAGCUCUUUUUGUGGUUGUUUCUUCCAAGAAGUGUGUCGACGGGAAGAAUAACGUUAUCAAAAUCUACGAUACCACCAAAGGUAAGGGUAAAAUCCUAGUGAAAGAUCUGCAAAUUGGAACUUACGAUAAGAACAAGAAGCCGAUUUGCGCCGAUGGAAAGCCGCAGUUCACGUUUCCUGGUAAUUUCAAAGUCCUAAAAGGUGAGUGUACGCCAUAUAACAAGAAGCCGAUUUGCGCCGAUGGAAAGCCGCAGUUCACGUUUCCUGGUAAUUUCAAAGUCCUAAAAGGGACGAUUGAAGUGGUUGAACCUCUUAAGAAAGGAGAGGAUAAAAUAAUGGUUGAAGUCUCGCUUGAAAAGAACUCAUUCAUGAUCGGUGUUGUAUGCGAGAAGGGUGUCAGCAAAAACCAAUUCGUCCCCAACGAGAUGUGCAAACUGGAUUUGUGCGAAAUUUCAUCGAUGUGUGAUCUUCUCACCGUAAGAACGCCUGCUCCUGUUGAAAUUACUUCACUGAUACAGAAGGAGUUCAUUGACUUCGGUCCAAUGCCUAUUCCCCAACUUGGAGGUGAAUGGAAGUUGUCAGUGAACCUGGUACAAGGAAAGAAGAAGCUAGCAGGUCUACGGGUUGGAACAGUCAAUGAAUGGUUGACAAUAGAGUCGAUAGACGACACAAACGCCGAUGAUGAGCCAGAAGAAACUGCUCACGAAGAGAGCGAAGCUGCGGAUCAUGAGGAACUUUAG